Phragmites australis (common reed) is the source of this 1559-nucleotide messenger RNA. Its product is annotated as B2 protein-like. The coding region runs from base 217 to 1161 and encodes 314 amino acids. Gene Ontology annotation, biological process: response to endoplasmic reticulum stress. The transcript is spliced from 6 exons. NCBI's taxonomy places the organism in Eukaryota, Viridiplantae, Streptophyta, Magnoliopsida, Poales, Poaceae. The record is from RefSeq and is a predicted model, not a curated record.
CUCCCCUGAUUGGUGGAGUGUCUGAGAGCGAGGUGGGACUAGGGAGCCAGGUCUCCUCCCUUUCCAAAACCUACAAGGCAGCGGCGCAGCCGAGCUCUCUGCUGGAUCCUCCGCCGCAGAGCGACGCUCCUCCUUCGUCUAGUGGAGUGGAGUGGGAGUGGAGAUCCGUCAUCGGGUCCGCGCGUGGGUUGGUGGAGAGAUUAAACUGAACGAGCUAUGGACAACCUGUGGCAUCUCGGAGAUGAACUCCGUGGGCAACCAAAGGUAGUGGAGGAUCGCCAGUGGUCUCUCAUGACGUCGAAGCUGGCUGAGAUCACCAAGUCCAAGGGCGAGAGGAUGAAUGACCUCGACUAUGCGCGGAUGAACACAGUUCCUGAUGUGAAACAAUGGGAUAAGAUGUCCUAUCACCACGAUGAGAGCAGGAUGGAUCACCUCAAUCUUGGCCUCAUGAACUUGAAUUUUAAAAUGAAUGAUCUGAAGAUGAAUGAGGCUGCCAUGAAGAACCCUUUCCGCAACAUGGCCUAUAACAUGAAUCAGAUGUACUCCAAGGGAAGCAAUGGCAAUGCUAAUGCAUUCAAGAUGAAUGUUGGGGUCAACAAAUAUUCAAAUAGUUCAAAUGGGAAAGAGGCAAAUGGAAAAAACAAUGGUGGUAACAACAAUGGAAGCAACAGCAAUGGAAACAUCAACAGCAAUUCUGCUGUUGACAAGCGCUUCAAGACAUUGCCAACAAGUGAGAUGCUACCAAGGAAUGAAGUUCUUGGUGGAUACAUCUUUGUCUGCAACAACGAUACCAUGCAAGAGGAUCUCAAGAGGCAGCUUUUUGGGUUGCCUGCAAGAUAUCGUGAUUCAGUCCGAGCAAUAACUCCUGGCCUACCUCUUUUCCUCUAUAACUAUACGACUCAUCAGCUUCAUGGGGUAUUUGAGGCUGCCAGCUUCGGUGGGUCUAAUAUCGAUCCCACUGCAUGGGAGGAUAAAAAGUGUAAAGGUGAAUCCAGAUUCCCAGCGCAGGUGAGGAUCCGCAUUAGAAAGCUUUGCAAGCCAUUGGAAGAGGAUUCCUUUAGGCCAGUUUUGCACCAUUAUGAUGGCCCAAAGUUUCGCCUUGAGCUCUCCAUUGCAGAGACCUUGUCGCUGCUAGACCUGUGCGAGAAGGAAGGCAUCUGAGCUGUUUUGGUGGUUGCCUUGAGCUUUUAGUAAAUAUCAAUCAUCCUUGUAUGUUUUGUGGAUGGUGGUUGGCAAUGUUGUUUAAGCGCAAGCUGUUGUUGGUUUGAUUUUCCCGAAUGACGGACCCUGGUACUUGGAAGGCGCCUCUAAAGCUGCGACCCUGUCUGUGUACGUUGUGUCGUCGUCCAAAAUCAAUCUCGGAGAUGUGUAUGUUUUGCUACUUAAUUCCGUGUCGUAGUAGAGUAUACCCAGCCAGAAGGGGACCCCGAAAGAUGGGGUCUUCAUACUGUGUUAAGAUGGCCCCAAAGUAAGGACCGAUGAUGUCGUUGUUCCGAGUGUAUUUGUGUUGUACCUUGAACCUCCUUGCAUUUGCCUUAAUGCUGCCUUUUGUACUGUCA